AUAUUUCCAUAUCACUCAUAUGAGAUACAACUACCAAAUCUGCAAUUAUAAUUUACACUAUCUUUUAAUUUUUCAGCAUCUUAAAUCUUCAUUGUCUUUAUCUGGGAAGCUUGUAACAUAAUAAUGGGUGAAAACACAAAAACCGAGGAUUAUCUAUUUCUGUUGUACCAACUGCGGAAUAUGCGGAACUGUAAUGAAAUAGAGUCGUUCUAUCCCCUCCUAAGGUUCGCCGAGCCAAUAAUGGAAGCAGAACAGCAGAACAAGUACAGUGAACCCAUGCCAUGGAUUGGGAUGUACAUUGCAAUAGCUUCUAUAGUUUGCAUCCUUGCAAUGGCAGCAGAUUUAUUACAUGGUUUAAAAAACAGAAAACUAUGGUUUCCAUGCAACUACUUCAGUUUAAAUGCCGCUUCUCUAUCUGUAAUUGCUGUUGCAAUCAAGUUACCUAUGGAUCUUAAUAAUUCAAUGCGCGGUGAUAUGGACCAGGCUUCAAAGCUAGGAAGCAUGGCUUUUAUUUGCACGAUGAUGGCUAAUUUAUUACCUUCUCUAGCAACUAUGGACAACAAGGAACUCCUCACCAACAUCACAGCAUUGGUUGUUCUCGUAAUCACCUUGGUUGUCAAUGUUUGCAUUCAAAUAAAAACAGCUCUAACGAUUCUAAGGUCCAAACAAAUCUUGGAACCCAAAUACAAAGACGGUCAUGAAAGAGCUUCGGUGGACUUACCGGAUGUAAGAUCGGUUGAGAAGCUAAAGCAGCUUCUGAGCCGUUACUGGAUCAUGGCAGGAACCGGCAGCCCUCAGUUUAUGGCAGCUUGCUCUGCUACAACCACUGCUUCCGGGGUAAUAUGUGCAAUAACCACUACCUUUCACAUUUAUACUACCUUAUGUACCUUACACAUUUUUAUUCGACAUAAAUUUAUUCCCACACACAGUUUUACAAUACUUUUCUCCCAUGAUUCGGAUUAUGACUGGUCAAUUCCAGUGAUUUUUAUAACACAAUUUAUCGGAGUCAUAUUGGGGACAAUUGCACCACUUUCCAGAUGUUUUGCAUCGUUGAGUUUUAAGAUGUCUGGAAAAUGGAUUUGGGAGCAUAUCAAGGUUUAUAAAGUAGAGAGCUACUGGACUCAAAAGUUAAAUGACUGGAAACAGAGUAGCAUACCAUCCCCAUUACGCAACCGUAAAUGCAAAGUUGUCAUCGAGAAUUCAAAGUUGCUUAUUCUCAACAUUUGUAUAUCAAUUCAGAAGAUAGUUGUGGUGGUAUGCAAGUUGAUGGCGUUGAUCCCAAUAUUCUUUAUGGCAUGCCUCAUCUUUUGUUCCUUUAUUUGGAAGUGGUUAAAGGUAAACUUUAGUCCCUUGAUUAAUAUGCAAGUAACUAAGCAUCAUGAGCAAUUACCAGAAGACGAACAACUUAGUCCAUAUGUGCUGAAACUUCAAGACGACAUGGAGCCUACUGGGAGAACAUUAAAAAGCAUUUUAAAAUCUAUGAACCAGUUGAUUGAAAAGGCAGAAAAUCAACCCCCAAAAAAACUUAUCAACCUUUUAAAGGAAUUUAAAGGGUUUCAAGGAGUUGAGAAGUUUGAUAGACAUCACGUUCCAACUGUACUUAUAGGCGAAUAUCAAAAUUGUUGGAGCUUACCGUUGGUAACACUGACAGCCAUUGCCAUUUCUCUUCCAAACAUUGAACACCAGAAAGUUUGUAGCUUAGUAAGCAGUGUUGGUGAAGGUAUGUUUUAUGUCACACUUGUGGAGGAAAGUCUCAAUGCUACCGAUAAAUAUGUAAGAGUUCAAAAGGCAGCUAAAAUGUCAUGGCUACAAGUUGAUGUCUACCACAAAUGGUUAGGAAACAAGCUUAAAGACCCUGCACGAAAAUUGAAGACAACUAGACAGAUUCUUAAAUGGUUCAGGACUACAGCUCAAAAGACUCUCACCGAGAUGGAACAUAUGAAAAAUGAAGGCUCAACUAGUACUUCAUUUUUCAAGUCUAUUUGUGCCACUUCGAUGAAUGGUAUCAUCGAAACAAUCCUAGAAUCAUACGAGGAAAACAUUGACGCAUUGGAGGAAAAGGAACUAUUUGGGCAAUUAUCAUCAAUGAUAUCUGACAUACUGGUUGAUUGUUUUACCAAUUUAGCCGAAGUCAUACGAAGGAGGUGCUAUACAAAUCUGAUAGAGAAAAUGGAGGCGAGUGUCUAUGCCACAGCCCAGCUCCUAGGUGAGACUACGCAGAUAAUCAAGUUCUUUGAAGAUCAAGAACUUAUACCAAGCUAGCUUGGGCAUGGAUGAAUCUAUGUUGCAUUCCUUUCCUUAAUAUUUCUGCUAUUCAAAUAAUGAGGUAAUUCGUUAAAAUUUGUCGUACCUUUUUCUCUUUGCAAAAAAUAUCGAUACUUAUUUUCCUUUUAUAUGUGUUUUUAAUAUUCCUACAUAAAUUGCAGAAUCAAUCUGAUUCGAUUUCCGCGUAGAAGAAGUUAAGUUUGAGUUUUCGGUACUCGGUCUUCCUGAUCAAUUGUACUCUUGUCUAGUUUGCAUGUAAAAGAUUUGCUUGUAACUAAGAUAGUUGCUUGCUAUUUGCUGUUAAAUAUAUGCUUGUAUACUAUUAUGAUUUGGUUCAAGUUUUUAUAAGGUUACAAAUCAAGAGGGUAGACUCUUAAUUGAUUA
Messenger RNA from Erigeron canadensis, 2649 nucleotides. RefSeq lists its product as uncharacterized. Bases 124 to 2262 code for a protein of 712 amino acids. The transcript is spliced from 2 exons. NCBI's taxonomy places the organism in Eukaryota, Viridiplantae, Streptophyta, Magnoliopsida, Asterales, Asteraceae. The record is from RefSeq and is a predicted model, not a curated record.